AUGCUGCUGUGUCAGGGACAAGACCUGUGGCGGUUAGGCACACCACUCGGUCCUGGAUCCCAGGGAUUGGGGCCCAGGGCCAGAACAGCUCCUAACUUUGGGUGCCUCUCUCCCUUACACCAGAGAGGUGGAGAAGAGCGAGUGCUUGAGAAGGAAGAGGAGGAGGAAGAUGAUGAAGAUGAAGACGAUGAAGAUGAAGUAUCUGAGGGCUCCGAGGUGCCCGAGGGUGACCGUCCUGCAGGUGCCCAGCACCACCAGCUUAAUGGAGAGCGGGGCCCUCAGAAUGCCAAGGAGAGGGUCAAGGAGUGGACGCCUUGUGGCCCCCACCAGGGCCAGGAGGAAGGGCGAGGGCCAGCGCCAGGCAGUGGCUCCCGCCAGGUAUUUUCCAUGGCUGCCAUGAAUAAGGAAGGGGGAUCAGCCUCUGCUGCCACUGGGCCAGACUCCCCAUCCCCUGUGCCUUUGCCCCCAGGAAAACCAGCCCUACCUGGGGCAGAUGUGACCCCCUUUGGCUGUCCUUCUGGGCGCAAGGAAAAGCCAGCUGAUCCUGUGGAGUGGACGGUGACCGACGUGGUAGAGUACUUCACCGAGGCAGGCUUCCCUGAGCAGGCAACAGCUUUCCAAGAGCAGGAAAUUGAUGGCAAGUCUUUGCUGCUCAUGCAGCGCACAGAUGUGCUGACCGGCCUGUCCAUCCGCCUUGGCCCAGCCCUGAAAAUCUACGAGCACCACAUCAAGGUGCUGCAGCAAGGCCACUUUGAGGAUGAUGACCCUGAUGGCUUUCUAGGCUGAGCGCCCAGCCUCACCCCUGCCCCGACCCAUUCCGGUCCCUAUCUCACCCAAGAUCCCCAGAGUCCAGGAGCUGGACAGGGACACCCUAGCCUUCCUAACAGAUUCCAGUGAGGGGGCAUUCCUUCCUACUCAUCUCUUCCCUGUGUCUCCCCCCACACACACACCUCUGGCCUCCAGCACAUCCUGUACUCCAUGACAGAGGAGUGUGGGGUGGGACAAGGCCUGCUCACUUCACCCCAGGCGGCCAACCCUCUCCCCAAUCUAGGACAUUUUUUGGGAAAAAAAAAAAGAUUGGGGGUCUUCCCACCUCCCCUGAUCCUCUUCAGUUCAGCCAGAUGUUUCCUAUAUAAAUGUUUUGUUCUGCCUGUUCAUUUUGGUGGGUGGCCUUUCCUCUCUCCCCCCACCACCCAGGCCCCUCCCCAGUCUGUCCCUGGCCUCCAGCCCCUGGGAGCAGUUGGGAUGGGGUCCCUGGGUCUUCCCUACCCCUCCUCUUUCUUUCUGUUUGUUGUCGCUCCAGCUGGCUGUAUUGCUUUUUAAUAUUGCACCGAAGGUUUUUUAAAUAAAAUUUUAAAAAAAGAGAAGGAAAAA
Vicugna pacos (alpaca) is the source of this 1374-nucleotide messenger RNA. The record is from RefSeq and is a predicted model, not a curated record. NCBI's taxonomy places the organism in Eukaryota, Metazoa, Chordata, Mammalia, Artiodactyla, Camelidae.